Tribolium madens (black flour beetle) is the source of this 1175-nucleotide messenger RNA. RefSeq names its product methyltransferase-like protein 22. Lineage: Eukaryota; Metazoa; Arthropoda; Insecta; Coleoptera; Tenebrionidae. Gene Ontology annotation, molecular function: protein methyltransferase activity. The coding region runs from base 209 to 1057 and encodes 282 amino acids. The transcript is spliced from 6 exons. The record is from RefSeq and is a predicted model, not a curated record. Gene Ontology annotation, cellular component: nucleus. Gene Ontology annotation, biological process: protein methylation.
GGUCGUUCAAAAUGACGUUUAGUGACAUCUGUGACGUCAAAUCGUCAAAUCAAAAAUAAAUCGGGAUUUUACCUUGGGCAUAAAACAGCGAUUUUAUGUAAUGAUACAUUCUGAUUUUUCCUUCGCAUUUUCCGCUGUGAAGUUGCUGCCCGCCUGACUACCAAAUAUCGACUCGGCUAAAAAUAUGACUUUUUCAUAAACAUUGAAGAUGGAAGAUGAAGACUAUAAAGUGUCCUCAGAAUUAUACAGUGAAUUUAAUUAUGAAUCAUCCUCAAAACCCAUGAUAGAUAAAAACAAUGUGGUAUCAAAAUUCAAGUUCAAAUUUCCACCACCACCCCCAGAAGUGGAUUCAGACGGUGACUUAAUAGUUUCCCGAAAAAAGUCUAAAGAAAAAACUGGGAUUAUUGAAAUCGAACACAGUAAAAGUACAGUUCUUGGUUUGGUGGGAUUACAAAUAUGGCGAGGAGCGCUUUUACUUGCCGACUGGUUAUUACAUAACUCCUCAAAGUUAAAAAAAAAUCACUACAUUUUGGAAUUAGGAUCCGGAGUCGGAUUGAGUAGCAUAGUCGCAGGAAUAUUCACUCCGGUUUUUUGCACUGAUAUUAAUAAAGGCGGAUUAUUGAAACUUAUCAAAGGGAAUGUAUUACGAAAUGUACAUUUAACCAAACAUCCAAUCACAGUCUUGGAACUGGAUUUUAUGUCCCAGGUGCUUCCCCGAGAAAUCGUCACUUCAAUUGAAAAAAUUCCAAUCGUAAUAGCGGCAGAUGUUGUUUAUGACGACGUUAUCACUCAGGCCUUUGUUAAAACCGUUGGCCACGUUUUAUCCAAACCUCCCAAAAGAUCUGUGUAUGUUGCGUUAGAAAAACGCUUUGUUUUUACAAUUGCUGACUGUGAUGCUGUUGCACCGUGUUACGACUACUUUCUAGAAUGUCUGGAAAAGCUCGAGAACAUUCAGAAAGAAGAAGUUCCGUUGGACUUUCCACAAUAUUUUCAUUAUGAUCGAGUCAAGGAGUUAGUCUUAUGGAAAAUAACGUCAAACUUUGACGAAAUGAACUAAUAUGUACAAUAUUACCGUGCAGUAUAUUAACACAAUACAUUGUAUAAAUACAGUUUUAACAUUUCAAUAUGUAAACACGUUAUUUUAAAACAAAUAUAAGUUGUCGAUUUGCCCUUUG